AUGGACGUACUAUUCCCGCGUGUAUCGGCUCCCCCACCAAUGUGCGGGACCCCGCGUGGGGCCCUAUGGAGCCCUUCCCUUCCCCGCGUGCUAUGGUGGCUCUCUGCAAUUUUCACAUUGAUUACACCUUGCACCGCGCAUAUCCCUUGGAAUCCUGGUCCGCUUGAACAUCCUCCUGUUGCAGCGGCCUUCGCUGCUGUGGAGGACGGCCUUAAGGGGUCCCCCUUAGGCUCCUCUUUUGUAGCAGCGGCGGCAGAAGCGCCUAGCAGCAACAGGGGAGGGAAGGUGCCACCUGUUCUGGACCGAUAUGCUGCAGUUGCUGUUCCAUUAGGGUUUAGGGAGCCCUUGUCUCAGAUCCCAAAUAUGUCAACAUCUCUCUUUUAUAGACUGGCGGAUUGCGCUGAUACUGACCCCAGGUGCCAAUACGACCUCUCUAUAUUUUACUUCCUGGGGCGUCCUCCCCUCCCCUUUCGGUGUCUUCUCUCCACCCUGCAACUGCUAUGGUUGGCUGCCCGCGGGGGAUCCGCGGAGGCUCAGUUCUUCCUUGGAGUCCUUCAUCAGAACCUCUACCUCCUACCUCCUGAACCCCCACUCCAAGAACUCGAUCAGCCCUUGCGUGUACAAGUCAACUCCAACUUUUCUCUUUCUUUCUUCUCCGGAAGCCGCCCGGUAGCUGCCCCUUGGGGGCCGCUUACGCCCCUGAAGGUCUUCAUAGGAGGGUUGCACCGUAGGGACGAUUCUGGGAGUUCAGGGCGCAGGAUCUGGGAGCGGCUUCAAGAGUCUGUGGCGUGGAUUUCAGGAGGAGGGCCUUGGUCUGGAGCAGAUUCUGGGGCCUCCCUACGCAACGUUGAGAGCGAGAAGCGUACAGGAAGCUCCGUGGUUCUUCCAGGGUCGGUCACAGGAGCGAUUGAGUUGCUGCUCUCUGCUCCUGACUUUUCUGAGAAUCCCCCUUUGCCUCUUAUGUACCUUCAUGCUGCUGCUGUUGCCACACAUCCUGCUGCCGCCGCCGCUGUGGCGUGGCGGCACCAGUUUGCUGCUCUUGAAGGCUCAGUGGGACAGCAGCAACAAGCCUGCGCUGCUGCUGCCAACCAUUAUCUUCCUGUCGCGAAAGCUACCGCAGGGGUGUACGCCUCUGGAAUUCCCCAGGCCAUCGAGGUUUUGCGGGUGGGCGGUGGUGGGCUGAACCCGACCGAGGCCUCGGAGGUGUACCGUCUGAGCACUGAUCCUGAGCAGCUCACAAUGCUGGUCCAUGAAGCAAAUGAAGGCAACCUGGCUGUUCAUGCGUUGCUGGGGAGGAAAUACCUUUUCGGGGUUGACGGAUUCCCCCAGGAUUACGCGAAGGCCCGCUAUCACCUUCUGGCAGCCAGCCGCAGCUCCAAGGGAGACUCCAAGGGUUUGCUGGGUUACAUCUAUGCACUGGGUUUGGGAGUUGAGGCAGAUCUUGAUGAGGCAGCAGAGUGGUUUUUCAGAGGCGCAAAGGAGAAUCAGGAUCCGAUUGCAUACAACGGAUUAGGUUUGGUGUACUUUUUUGGUACUCCCCUGAUAGAUUCUUCUCCUUCUCUAGCCUUCGAGAUGUUCAACAAGAGCGCCACCCUUAACUCCCCAGACGGGCAGCUUAACGUCGCCUCCCUUUACCUCACUGGCACAGGUGUCUCCAAAUCCUUUGUAGAGGCGCUGAAGUGGUACACCAAGGCAGUGCGGGGGGGCAGCACAGGGGCCGCGUACGCACUUGGUGUAAUGCAUCUCUCUGGCCUAGGGGCUGUGAGAGACUGCCCGCUUGCUGUCGGUCUCUUGAAGCUUGCAACAGAGAGAUCUACUUACUUCGCACACAUGCUCCAACGGGCUCACGGGGCGUACGAGCAGAAUGCUUUUGAUGAAGCAGCUUUCAACUUCCUCCUUCUCGCGGAGGCCGGCCACGAGGCAUCCCAGAGCAACUUGGCGUUCUUGUUGGAUGCAGGCCUGACGGAUAUCUUUUUUGACGGGACCCUCCGGCGGAAGCGCUUACACGCACAGAGGUUUUACGAGAUGGCAGCGGCCCAGGGGUCCAUUUCUGCUCAACUUAGACUUGGGGACUUUGCAUUUUACGGAUAUGGAGUCCGUCGCCGCAGUAGCACUAUGAGGUACCCCAGUGCAUUCUUCGAUGAGAAAGGUGCUUCUUUUGAGGGUUGGCUUUCCCAGCAGAAGUCAUGGCUCGACGAGGGAGAACGCGAUUUCUCUGAAGCAGCAGCAUUUUAUCGCAAGGUAGCGAACUCCUCUACCUGGAGCCCAUCCCUGGCAGCCAAAGCGCGGUAUAAUAUGGGCACGAUGCAUCUCUUUGGCUUAGGAGUGCCACAGGAUCUAUAUCUGGCCAGCAGCCAUUUUAGAAGAAGUCUAGAAGCCGACGAACAUGCUCCAGCGGCCCCAGUAUAUGCGGGCCUUGUGGCGGUUUACCUCCUUGAUUUUAUUAAUAGAAUCCUGGAAUCCUUAUUGGAGGAAACCCGUAUUCUGUUUCUACUUUUGAACCUUGUGGCCAUCGCUUUGCUGCUCGUUGUCCGCGCGUUUGUCCAGGCUCUGAGACAAGAUAUCGGGCUCUCAGAUGAGGCCUUCAGGGCCGCUGUUGAGGGAGAACCCGGACUUGCAGCGGAAGUGAGGCAGGAGCGGCUGCUGCCGCAUCAGCACAAUGAGCAGCAGCCACUUAAUACGGGAAGCCAUGAAGGGUCAGGUGUACAGGGGCCCGUCGGACCCCAGGAUGCGGCCGGGGGGUCGCCUCCAUCACCCGCAGACACCUUGCCUAGCAAUAAGAGUGGCGGCGACUGCAGGAUCAGCAAUGACCAUGAGAGCACCAUUAAUACUUUAGCAUCCCCUGACACCUUUCAUGGGGUGGCAAGCAGCUUGGCGUUGGAUGAAAGUAGGCGCCAACGAAGCAGCAAAAACUACGGUUGUGACGCAAUCAGCAGUUGCAACAAUGCCAUCUCCGGCAGUGGAAUAAGCACCAACGGCGAGGGCACUGCCCAAGUGGGCAGCAAUAUGGUUCAGGGGUACUUGAGUGCCAGACACACUGAAGCGGGUGCCUCCGGCCCCUCUGGUGCAGAAGAACAAGACGGUUGUUGCCUGAAACAAGGCAUCUCACCCGCAAGCUAA
This is a messenger RNA of Cyclospora cayetanensis, 3120 nucleotides long. RefSeq names its product protein sel-1 homolog 1. Gene Ontology annotation, biological process: ERAD pathway. Gene Ontology annotation, molecular function: protein binding. The transcript is spliced from 19 exons. Gene Ontology annotation, cellular component: endoplasmic reticulum membrane. The record is from RefSeq and is a predicted model, not a curated record. NCBI's taxonomy places the organism in Eukaryota, Apicomplexa, Conoidasida, Eucoccidiorida, Eimeriidae. The coding region runs from base 1 to 3120 and encodes 1039 amino acids.